Molecule: messenger RNA, 2030 nt
Organism: Andrographis paniculata
Lineage: Eukaryota; Viridiplantae; Streptophyta; Magnoliopsida; Lamiales; Acanthaceae
Product: casein kinase 1-like protein 12
Exons: 14
Coding region: 269-1660 (463 amino acids)
Biological process (GO): endocytosis; peptidyl-serine phosphorylation; signal transduction
Cellular component (GO): nucleus; cytoplasm
Molecular function (GO): ATP binding; protein serine/threonine kinase activity
Source: RefSeq, a predicted model, not a curated record
CUACGCUGAGAAUACUACGGUGCUGGCUUGGCUUGGCUUGGCUGCAUACACAGGCACAGCAGCAGAGCUAACUGUAUAGAGUUCGCUUCUGACUGCACUGAUCUUCAUCCAGCUGCGGUGAGAAGGAAUUAAUCUCAUCAACCACUCAGUUGGGCAGAUCCGACUACAAUUGCGGAGUCUCGGCUAUUUGGGUUACCUAGGGUUUGAUUGCCGAUGGCUUUGUCGUGCUAAGAAGGUGUGAGAAACCUAAACCCUAGGUUUUGCGACGAUGGAGCCGAGAGUGGGGAACAAGUAUCGUUUGGGUCGGAAGAUAGGCAGCGGGUCGUUUGGAGAGAUCUAUUUAGGGACUCAUGUGCAGACGAAUGAGGAUGUUGCAGUAAAGCUUGAAGAUGUGAAGACAAAGCAUCCUCAAUUGCUGUAUGAGUCCAAGUUGUACAGAAUUUUACAGGGCGGAACUGGGAUACCAAAUGUGCGAUGGUUUGGUGUUGAAGGAGAAUAUAACGUUCUAGUUAUGGACUUGCUUGGACCCAGUCUUGAGGAUCUAUUCAAUUUCUGCAGUAGGAAAUUCUCUUUGAAGACGGUCCUCAUGCUUGCAGAUCAAAUGAUCAAUCGUAUCGAGUUUGUCCAUUCAAAAUCAUUUCUACAUAGAGACAUCAAGCCAGAUAAUUUCCUGAUGGGCUUGGGAAAACGUGCAAAUCAGGUUUACAUCAUUGAUUUUGGUCUGGCAAAGAAAUAUAGAGACAGCUCAACGCAUCAACAUAUUCCUUACAGGGAAAACAAAAAUCUGACUGGAACUGCGCGGUAUGCUAGCAUGAACACUCACCUGGGUAUAGAGCAAAGCAGGAGAGAUGAUUUGGAAUCUCUAGGAUAUGUCUUGAUGUACUUCUUAAGAGGAAGCCUUCCUUGGCAGGGACUGAAAGCUGGAAAUAAAAAACAGAAAUAUGAGAAAAUAAGUGAGAAAAAGGUUUCUACUUCGAUUGAGGCACUGUGUCGAGGUUACCCAACUGAGUUUGCAUCAUAUUUCCAUUAUUGUCGUUCGCUACGAUUUGAUGAUAAGCCAGAUUAUGCAUACCUUAAGAGAUUAUUACGAGAUCUCUUCAUUCGCGAAGGUUUCCAAUUCGACUAUGUUUUUGAUUGGACGAUAUUGAAGUAUCAGCAGACAGAGACAGCAACAGCUUCCCGCACUCUUGGUCCAAAUGUUGGGACAAGCUCAGGAUUCCCUCCUGCAGUUCCCGGUGGUGAUCGACUGCCGGGCGAGGAAGAGGGGAAGCAAGUCGGUACUUCCGCGGAUCCUUCUAGAAGAAGAAGCUCUGGACCGCCUGUAAAUGCCAGAAACUUUUCGAGACAGAAGAGCCCAAAUGCAAAUGAUUCUGCUAACAAAGACGCCAUGAUCUCGAACACUGCCCUCUUUGGGAAGUCCAGCGGACCACAGAGACGGGUUGCUAAUCCCGGAAGCCAAGACACCUUCAGCUUCCCCGUGGGAAAUGAUUCCAACCGCACUCCACCGGCCAUGAACAAAGUAUCAAGUGGCCAAAGAGUCUCGCCUGUAGGCAUGCCUUCCGACCCUUCCGGAAGGAUCAGUUCCAGCGCAAAGAAUUACGAUUCUGCAGUCAAGGGCAUGGAGAGUUUGCACUUUGACGACGAACAAAGGUACCGUUAAGCAUUUGCGCCAUUACAUCUAUGUAAAUCAUCAGACUUUAUGAUAUUUCUAUCGGUCAGUUCCCUUCGAUGAAAAUGUGCAUUAAACUUGUGAAAUCACUCCGCGUUUUUUUCUGUUGUUUUUAAAAAAACUGCGAGACUAUGCACAGAAAUUGUGAAAACCAGAGUAGCUUUGUCGAUGAUGCAUGUGGUGUGAGUCUUUGGUUUGCAUCAGACCUUAUUUUCUUGUGGCCUUGCUUAUAUGCUAUGCUACGACUGAAUUGUAAAAUUUGGCUACUUUGGCUUUUCACAAUGUUAUCGUCGACAUGUUUGAUGUACUUACUUAUGGUCUUGGUUACUUAAAUUUCAAUUCUUUAGCUCUUUUUACUAUU